Molecule: messenger RNA, 1180 nt
Organism: Austrofundulus limnaeus
Lineage: Eukaryota; Metazoa; Chordata; Actinopteri; Cyprinodontiformes; Rivulidae
Gene: glod4
Product: glyoxalase domain containing 4
Source: RefSeq, a predicted model, not a curated record
AAGGAGAAGAAGACCGAGAAAUCGGUCAACAAGGAAGCUCAAUCGCUUACCGAUAAAGAUGGCUUUGAGAAGAAUGUUGCAUUUUGUUUUCAAAGUUGGUGACCGGGCCAAAACAGCCACGUUUUAUCGAGAUGUUCUAGGCAUGAAGGUUCUGCGGCAUGAGGAGUUUGAGGAAGGCUGCAAAGCUACAUGCAACGGCCCUUAUGAUGGAAAAUGGAGCAAGACGAUGGUCGGCUUUGGUCCAGAGGAUGAUCAUUUUGUUGCUGAGCUGACGUACAAUUAUGGGGUUGGAGAAUAUCAACUUGGUAAUGACUUCUUGGGUCUCACGCUACAGUCCAGCCAAGCCGUGAGCAAUGCCAGACGCCUUGGAUGGCCUCUCACUCAGGUGGAGGAAGCUCUGUAUUUGACCCAUGCUCCUGGAGGAUAUCCUUUCUACAUUGUGGACAAAGACCAGCCUCCUCAUGACCCCGUGCAGAAGGUUUCCCUCGGCGUGUCGGACCUCCACAAAUCAACUCAUUACUGGGCUACGCUCUUAGGCAUGACUGUGAUGGACAAAAAAGAGAACAACAAGACCGUGUUGUUGGGAUUUGCAGAUUCUCAAUGUAAAUUGGAACUCCGGGAUGUCGGUGGAGCAGUCGAUCAUGGAACAGCGUUUGGGAGAAUUGCCUUCUCUUGUCCACGAGAACAAUUGCCCAGCAUUGAAGCCUUAAUGAGAAAAGAAAAUCAAAAGAUUCUGACUCCAUUAGUCAGCCUGGACACUCCUGGAAAAGCCACAGUAGAAGUAGUUAUUUUAGCUGACCCAGACGGUCAUGAGAUUUGUUUUGUGGGAGAUGAGGCGUUUAGGCAGCUUUCUGCUGUGGAUCCUAAAGGAAAUGAAUUGCUUGAUAAGGCCAUGGCUGAAGAUAAAAGUGACGAAUGGUUUGCCAAGCAUGACAAACAGAAGGCUGCAGCAUAAGAUGCAUUUCUCAUCAUUUCUUUGGAUGAUCAAAUGCUGAAGCAGAUUCUUGUAGCCAGCAUCUUUUUUUGUAAUGCCAGCUGUGUUUCGGCUGGAAGUCGGAGUUAUUUCUCUGAAUGGGCAGCACAAUAAGAGCUGCUAAAAUGGACCACUUGUUGAAUUUGAUCAGUGUUUUUUUUUCCCCGUGAAUUAAUUAUCUUGUAAGUUUAAAAAAAAAAAAGAAUG